AAUACCUCCUACGAGAAAAUUUGCAACUAAUACAGUAUAACCACAAAACUUCCAUGUGUUUCGUUGUUAUUAUACAAUAACAAUUUAAAAAGUCGGUAAAUAUGGGAAAACUAAACGUUUCUUUGCUGAGGUAUCUCACCCCAGAAGAUUUCCGAGUUAUAACAGCUAUUGAAAUGGGUAUGAAAAACCAUGAAUUGGUGCCUGCUGCUUUAGUAGCUACCAUUGCAAACUUAAAACACGGUGGUGUUCAUAAGUUACUCCGAGAUUUGUGUAAGAAUCGUCUGUUGAGUUAUGAGAGAGGCAAAAAAUAUGAUGGAUACAGAUUAACAAAUAUGGGCUAUGAUUACCUAGCCCUGAAGGUCUUGACAAAAAGAGAAAUAGUCAGUUCCUUUGGCAAUCAAAUUGGUGUUGGCAAAGAAAGUAACAUUUAUGUGGUUGGCAAUGAAGAACAAGAACAAUUGUGUUUAAAACUACACAGGUUGGGAAGAACCUGCUUCAGGAACAUCAAAGAUAAAAGAGAUUACCAUAAACACAGAAAGAAUGCUUCAUGGCUGUAUUUAUCCAGAAUUUCAGCAACAAAAGAGUUUGCUUAUAUGAAGGCUUUGUAUCAAAGAGGUUUUCCUGUUCCAAAACCUAUUGACUACAAUAGACAUUGCGUUAUUAUGGAGCUGGUUAUUGGUAAACCACUCAUCAAUGUAAUGGAGGUAAAAGAUGUUGAAGGCCUCUAUGAUGAGUUAAUGAAUUUAAUUAUUCGUUUUGCUGACUCUGGCGUUAUUCAUGGCGAUUUUAACGAGUUCAAUAUCAUGAUUACUGAUGAGGAGAAACCAAUCAUCAUUGAUUUUCCGCAAAUGGUCUCAACAGCUCACGCUAAUGCUGAAGUUUUGUUUGAUAGGGAUGUCACAUGUAUCAAAGUGUUCUUUAAGAAACGAUUUAAUUAUGAAAGCGAAUUAUACCCGAAGUUUUCGGAUAUUCAACGCUCGGAUAAUUUAGACGCGGAAAUUGCUUGUUCUGGUUUUACUAAAGAUAUGGCAAGAGAUAUUAAUAUUGAGUUAGGAUUAGAAAGUGAAUCAGUCCAAUCAGAAGCAUCUGAAGAUGAAAUUGUUGACGAAAUAACAACGAAAACGGAGAGCAUUCAAAUUGAAAAUGAAUCAGUUUCAGAAUUUUGCACUGUUGAUUCAAUUUUUGAUAAAUUGAAAGAAGGAAAGUUAGAACCAAACACCGCAAACUCGGAUCACUCUGAAAAUGAAUCUCAGCUCUCUGAUUCAUGCUCAGUUGAUGAUAACUUUGAAAGCAGAAGUAUAAGAUCAACUGCAACAACUAUACAUCCGGAAGAGAUCAAAAAGAGAGUUCGGAAACAACUUCACAUCAAAGAAAAGAAACAAAGAAGCAAGAGAUGUGUGAUUAAAGGUGAAGCGAGUGCUGUUACAAGAAGUCGGCGUGAAAAUAAUGAUACUAUUAAGGAUUGUAGUGGAAUUUGGGGGUGGGAUUAAUUAAAAGUAAGGUGAAUAAAGUUUAAUUAUGUUAAAACUUGUAAAGAUGAGUGUAAGCAAAGAUGACAAGAGAUGGCGCGGCGUGUAUAAAUCGUAAUUUAAUUUUCUUAUAAAACUUACAAAUUUAUCCCAUAGAUGUCAGUGUGUACUACAUUCUGGGCAAUUAGUCGUGAAUCAGCCUUGUGCAAAAUAUUCACACCUGCAUCUUCGAGCGAUAAGAAUGUAAACAUCGACAUGUUUCAACAUGUAAAAUGUACAAAACAUCUAUAGAUUAAAGCAGUUGAAUAUAAAAUACA
Molecule: messenger RNA, 1786 nt
Organism: Dalotia coriaria
Lineage: Eukaryota; Metazoa; Arthropoda; Insecta; Coleoptera; Staphylinidae
Gene: RIOK2
Product: RIO kinase 2
Exons: 4
Coding region: 102-1490 (462 amino acids)
Biological process (GO): maturation of SSU-rRNA; protein phosphorylation
Cellular component (GO): nucleus; preribosome, small subunit precursor; cytosol
Molecular function (GO): ATP binding; protein serine/threonine kinase activity
Source: RefSeq, a predicted model, not a curated record